GGGGUGUGGGGAGAGAUGGAGAGCUCGAGAAAGCAGGGGAGGGAGGAUGAUCGGACCGGAUAGGGGGAGAUAAAGGCUUUGGGGAGGGUAAGAGGGCGAGGAGGGGUGAAGGGGGCGUGAGGAGGGCGGGGCGUCCGACCCCCAGUCACCGGGCCGCCCACAACCCUGCCCCGCCGGAUUUGAUCCCGACCCUCCCAACACUGACCCAGGCUCGGGCUGGAGCAGCUCCCCACGCUGGGCCGAGGACCCCUCUUUCCAACUCCACAGUCUCCGCCACGCGCACGAGAUGCAGCGGUCUUGGAACACAGGUGACUGGAAUCCGGGUAUCUAGAACGUGGCCUCCCAGAGGACAGAGGCUGUGUCGAGAGUGGCCAAGUUUAUAGUCUCUCCUUCUGAUGAAAAGAGCAAGGAAGAAUGGACUACAGCCACCAAACUUCCCUAGUCCCAUGUGGAAAAGAUAAAUACAUUUCCAAAAAUGAACUUCUCCUGCAUCUGAAGACCUACAACUUGUACUAUGAAGGCCAGAAUUUGCAGCUCCGCCACCGGGAGGAAGAAGAUGAGUUCAUCGUGGAGGGGCUGCUGAACAUCUCCUGGGGGCUGCGCCGGCCCAUCCGUCUGCAAAUGCAGGAUGACAAUGAGCGCAUUCGCCCCCCUCCCUCCUCUUCCUCCUGGCACUCUGGCUGUAACUUGGAGGCUCAAGGCACCAUCCUGAAGCCCCUCACCAUGCCCGACAUUCAGAUCACGGAGGUGGAUGCUGCAGCCGAGAGUGACCAGACAUCAAGCCCUACAGACUCCAGAGGCCUGAAGACCCUGCAGGAAGACACCCCACAGCUGAUGCGUACACGCAGUGAUGUUGGGGUGCGUCGCCGGGGCAAUGUGAGGACACCCAGUGACCAGCGGCGAAUCAGACGCCACCGCUUCUCCAUCAAUGGCCAUUUCUACAACCACAAGACGUCCGUGUUUACCCCGGCCUACGGCUCCGUCACCAAUGUCCGCAUCAACAGCACCAUGACCACCCCGCAGGUCCUCAAGCUGCUGCUCAACAAGUUUAAGAUUGAGAAUUCCGCAGAGGAGUUUGCUUUGUACGUGGUCCAUACCAGCGGUGAAAAACAGAAGCUGAAGAACACCGAUUACCCUCUUAUUGCCCGAAUCCUCCAGGGCCCCUGUGAGCAGGUCUCCAAGGUGUUCCUUAUGGAGAAGGACCAGGUGGAGGAAGUCACCUAUGAUGUGGCCCAGUAUAUAAAGUUCGAGAUGCCUGUCCUUAAAAGCUUCAUUCAGAAACUCCAGGAGGAGGAAGAUCGGGAAGUAAAGAAGCUGAUGCGCAAGUACACCGUGCUCCGGCUAAUGAUCCGACAGAGGCUGGAGGAGAUAGCCGAGGCCCCAGAAACAAUCUGAGCCACAAGAAGGAGGGGAUCCAGACACCACAAGGGCUGCUGUUGACAUGAGAAGACCCUCAGGAAGCUGGGUGCCUUCCUUCCACAGAAACAUUUAAAAGCUUCUUCAGCUCUGGGAUGGAGAAGCCAGCAGAAAGCUCCCCAUCCUCGGAUCCCUGCUCUUCUCCUUUCUUUCAUUCACAAGGACUUCUGAUUUUCGUUAUUAGGAGGACCCAAAAUGUGUAUGUGUGCAUGCACACACAUGUCCGCACACAUGUGCACACAUAUACAUGUCCACGUGCCUACCUGAUAUUCACAUGCAAUUAAAUUCCAAGCAACCAGCACACGUGCCAUGAGGCUGGCGGAUGGGCUACUUGCGGGCAGGAAAAUCGGGAGGCACCCAUCUGAGGGGUUUUAGGCUGAAGGGAAAUUUCUCUCCUCAAGUGCCUGGGAGCAGCCACACAUGUCUGCCCAUGUUGGGAAGGGGGAGGGGGCUCAGUGAGCUCCCAUGUCAGUAGACAUUCUCCCUGUAUGCCCAGAAGGAAGUGUGACUGUGAGACCCUUGGAAACGAACAAGACAACGGCCCCAUGCAUGUGGGGCAGGUCUCAUGGAAAGAGAAAGAUAAACCAUCAGUGGGGUAGAUGCAAUAAACCCACGUUUUUACACUGGAAACUUUGAUUUUGAAUAACAAAAAUGUAUGUGGUGAUCUCUGUGGGUGCCCGGAAAGAGUGGAUUCUGCCUCUGUCCUCGCCUCUGUGGCCACCUGUAGGAGCCAGGCAGGGUGCCUGAUGUUUCUCUCAGCACGCCGAGCUGCCAGCCCCAACUCUUUGGUGCCUCCUUGAGUUGAAGGAAGGAUCUCAUGAGACAGGCCUCACUGGUUUGCACUUGGCACUGGCUGGCUAGUGUGACCUAGGCCUGGGCUUGUUCUGGGAUGUGGCUGGAAAGUGAGCCUCCUUAGUGAAGUGUAGCUCCCUUAGGGAAGUGGCUCCUUGCAGACGUGACAAGUGCCUGUGAUCCCAGCCCAUUUUCACAUCAGCAAGGGGUCUUCCUGCACUUGAAGCUGCACUUCUGUGUGUUUGAAGCCAAGGCUUUAUUAUUCCCGAGGCUGGAUUCUUGCAAGUCACCUGCCAUUGUGGAGAUGGACUCCAAGAAUGAGGACUUGACCAAGUGUGGGAGGGUUCAGGGAAGCACUUUGGGUUGCCCUGUGAAGGUGCAGAGGGAGGAGGAAGCUUCUUUUUCAGCUUCUCUGAGCAGCCACCUUGGUGAUCUUUAAGGCAGACCCCAGUUAGGGGAAAAGGGCAGGGACAGUCUGACCCCUGUGCCCCGCAUCGGGAAGAUGCCAGGCAGCUGGAUGCCGGUGUGACUGAUACUGUUUGAAGAGGGGCAGGCAGGUACUUGGAGCAGGGCGCCUGGCUGUGGAGAUCAACAAGCAAGGUCAGGAGCUCUUGACAGCAGGUGACUGUGAGCCUCGUUGGGGAAGGGAUGCUCCUCAUCUCUUCUCUACCUCCUCUCCAAGAAUGGUUUAAGAGCUGGCCAGUUGAGGAAAGGAGAACCAUUGAUUGGUACCUGCAAGGAAGGUAGAUCUUUGCAGUAGACCUGUUCCUGCCCCAGGCACCCUCCUACUCCCAUCCCACCACUCUGGCCUUCGUGGCUUCAUUAGAUGGCUCACAGUGUUGGUCUUAUGGUUGACUUUCAGAAAGAUGGCAUGCUGCCACCUGGCAUUUUUCCAGGGGUCUCUUAGCAAGCCUCCCUCUUCUGUGGGGAGGGCACCAACAGCCCAGUGGGGUGUGGACUGGAAAUCCGGAGGGCCUCAGUCUCAAUCGGACACCUCGGUGGGCUUUGCAAAAUGCACAGACUUGGGGAAAAGGGUGGAGGGGAGGCUUCCUUUGUUACCGGUGGGAAAGAGCACUGUGUAAGUGCAGACAUACUUCCUGAGUUUUGCAUUUGAGAAAAUGACUUGGAAAACUUCUCUUCCAGUUAUUUUUAUGUUGUAUGCUCAAAGCUUUGAUCCCAAUAAUUCUCCUUGAGGGGCCAGGGAGAAGAAUUUCCACUAAGAAAAUACCGCUAACUUUUAUUGGACAGCCUUUUCUGGUUUGUGAAAGCCCCCUUUCGUUUGCACUAGCGCCGUGACAGUGUUAAAUGUGGAAAUGUAAAAUGGCAGAUUUGCCAGGUCACUUCCUAAGAAAGUGCCAGGGCAGAUUUGGCUCUUUAAAGAUGGGGGCCUGGGAUGGAAAUGAGGGGAAACUGUAUUUUACGCAAUACGUUCCAUUUAAUGCAGGCCGUGCAUUUCGAAACUGGGCCACCCUGUUUAGAGGUCAUUUCCCACAUCCUAAUAACCUGAUCAGGAUUUUUGAAGUUCUUUGAAACAGCAGCAGCUGUAACAGACACUUCUCCACGGUGUGGAGCAGGAUUUUCUCAUUGGUAUCAGAUGGGCCUGCAGCUUUGAACUUCUCAACUGAUUUGUGUUGGGUUUAUGUAAUUGUGUGCAAUGAACCUGAAAUCAUGUGAAGAACAAAGGCCAAUUUAUAGGAUUUUCCCCUAACUUCUGUAAAGUAGUUACAGCCACAACUGCUUUCUUUUGCCAGGGGCUUAUGUUACAAGGUGAUCAAAUGAAGAAAAACCUGAGUCCAUCUGGCUGGGAAGGGUGUCCGUCCCCCCAGGUGAUGGUGGAAUUAAGCACAAGAUCACAUUCUCUGUGAUCACAUUAGUGGGAAGGUGAUGAGUUAAACGGGUGUGUGUGUGGGGAGCGGGGGGGUCAGGGUUCUCUGGGGGAGGGGCCGAAAGCACAAAGGAUGGGCGUGCUGAGUGAGCUGGAGUGGGGUGUGCACGCUGGUCUCCAGGCUGGACAGACUUUAGGAGUUGAGACUGAGGGGUGAGGAUCUCGGAUAAGCCACCCAUCCGUGUGAAAAGUGCUGAGACCUGAGGUUGAGAUUUUGGCCUGAGACUUCAGGGAGAAGUAUUUUCAUCCUUCUCCCUACGGUGGGGGACAGUGGGGAACAACCUGUACUCUCUCCUGGAAAUCUCCAGGUAAAGACAUUUCAUCAUCAGUGUAGAUGAGACUUCUGCGUAAACAACAAAUAACUGUUCUCUGAUGCAAAAAUGCCUUGGCAGAAAUUCUUUUCUGUGGAAUUGGGUGGUUAUUUCAGAGUGUCAGGAGGGUGGAAUGGGCCACAGAAGGGCGGGAAACUCUUUUAAGAAAAGAUCUCUUUAAAAAGAGAAGUUAUUUCAGAGCUCUGGGGCAUGAGAACAUGGUGUUGUACAUGCAUCUCCAAAACAGAAACUCCUGUCUGAAUAAGGGAAUUUCAGAGUCUCAUAGUGACCAAACCACGAUGUGGAGGCUGGGACAGGGGACAGAGAUGUCCUCGAGCCCCCCAGAGGCAGCAGCAUGAAUUUUUGAGAACCUACUUAAAUUGUUUUACACACAGUCUUGCUUGAAUCAGAUGAGAUAGGAAAAUAAUCACCUGUCAAGGUAGAAAUAAAAUGAAAUGUGUCAUCUUUCGGAUGUAACUGAAAGUGUUUACCCUGUCACGGGAGGUUACAGCGCCCCCCCGUGUUUUAAACGAGCACAAGGCAUGGACACUCUGAAGCGAAAGCCUCCGUGUACUUUUGAGUCUUCCAGGCGGAUCGCAGACCUGUUUUGCAGGCUGAUGGCUUCUGGCCUGUUUUUGCUAGUGUUUCCUAAGGGUUUCCCCACUUGUUUUAGUUUUGUGAAGUGUUUUUUGUUUAAUCAUAACUUGACUUUUAGCAGUGGUACAUGACCUGGUUUAAUGUUUGGUUCUGAACUUACAAAUGUAUGUGUUUAGAUAUCUUAACAUAAUGUGACAAGGCUUCAUAGGGAGCCAUGACUUUCUGUAACAUUUUGGUAUGUUUUGAUGCACCUGACUUAGAUCUUGCUAAAUAAAGCACUUUUCAAAGAGAA
Molecule: messenger RNA, 5293 nt
Organism: Phyllostomus hastatus (greater spear-nosed bat)
Lineage: Eukaryota; Metazoa; Chordata; Mammalia; Chiroptera; Phyllostomidae
Gene: RASSF2
Product: Ras association domain family member 2
Exons: 12
Coding region: 415-1395 (326 amino acids)
Biological process (GO): positive regulation of JNK cascade; regulation of non-canonical NF-kappaB signal transduction; signal transduction
Cellular component (GO): nucleus; cytoplasm
Source: RefSeq, a predicted model, not a curated record